Messenger RNA from Capra hircus (goat), 4880 nucleotides. RefSeq names its product mixed lineage kinase domain like (gene MLKL). The record is from RefSeq and is a predicted model, not a curated record. Gene Ontology annotation, molecular function: protein kinase activity; ATP binding. Gene Ontology annotation, biological process: cell surface receptor signaling pathway; protein phosphorylation. The coding region runs from base 306 to 1742 and encodes 478 amino acids. The transcript has 11 exons. NCBI's taxonomy places the organism in Eukaryota, Metazoa, Chordata, Mammalia, Artiodactyla, Bovidae.
GCGACUUUAGAGGAGGAAGCUGGCUUCCCGCACCCACCGCCGCCCCCUCUCCUAAGCCCAUCCCACCUGUGUGUGUCUUCCUUGGCUCUCUCCCCACCACACUCGGUAUUUCCAAGCACCGAGAAGCAGACACGAGAACCUUCUCUCCAGUUCCGUUUUUUCUGCUCAUCUAAUCUUUCCCAUACUGGGUGCUCGCUCCACUAGUUUCUGGAGCCUUAUUCUUUUCUGAGUCCCCAGCCCCAAGCAGAGGACGUGGCACCAGGAGCACUCCAUAAAGUUACUGAGAAAUUUCGUUUCUUCCAGGUAUGGAUCAGCUGAAGCAGAUCAUCUCCUUAGGCCAGCUUAUCUACAACCAGUGUGAGGAGAUGAAAUACUGCCAGAAACAGAGCCGACGUCUAGGGAACCGCAUCCAGGGCCUGCUGCAGCCUCUGCAAAUGCUCCAGGACCAAGGAGAGAGGAACCUGCCCUCCCAGAUAAGCGCUGCGCUGAGCCGUUUCCAGGCUGCCCUAGAGGAAGCUAAGCAGCGGAUAGACAAGUUCAGCAAUAAGUCCGAUAUCCAGAAGUUUUUAACAGCAGGGCGCGACAGCAUAAUCUUUGGUGGGGUGAACCAGAGGCUGAGCGAUGUCUGGGAGGAGCUCUCUCUGCUGCUCCAGGUGGAUCAGUGGAGGCAUACUUCAAGCCUCAGCCCAGGAGUGUCUUGGCAACAGGAAGACCAGCAGGAUGCAGAGGAGGACAGGAAGGCCAUCCAAGGACUGAGUGAGAAAGAAACUGUAAAAACUUUAUUGAGGCAAUUGGAGAACAUAAAGGAAACCAUCGAAGCCGUGCAGAGCUGGAUGAGGUCAGAUUCACAGAAACCCAAGAAGGGGUUCCCACAGGAUCAAAUCAAGGAGAUUAAGAAGGAGGAGCUUCCAGAAGCUGAUUGGAUCCUACUAAAGGAAAAUGAAUCCAGCACACUUUAUGAAGGAAAAUACCACGAAUCUCCAGUGGCCAUAAAAGUAUUCAACAACUCCCAGGCCAAAGACAUUGGAAUAGUGAGGCAUACUUUCAAUAAUGAAAUCAGAACCAUGAAGAAAUUUGAUUCCCCCAACAUCCUGCGCAUGUUUGGGAUUUGCAUCGAUGAAACAGCAAUCAGCUCUUUUCCAUCAGUGACACCCCCUCAGCUAUCCAUCGUCAUGGAGUACUGUGAGCUCGGGACCCUGAGGGAGCUGCUGGAUCGGGAAAAGGACCUCACCCUGGCCAAGCGCAUCAUCCUGGCCCUGGGGGCAGCCAGAGGCUUGUACAGGCUGCACCAUUCGGAAACACCCUCAGAACUCCACAGGAGCAUCAGUAGCACGAGCUUCCUGGUGACUAAAGACUACAGUGUGAAGCUUGCAGGAUUUGAGUUGAGCAAAACACAGACCUCCAUCAGCCGACGAACUAGAGGAAAAGCAGCAGAGAGAGUCAGUUCUGCCGCCUACAUCUCACCCCAGAGGUUGGAAAAUGUGUAUAAUAAAUACGACAUAAAAGCUGAAAUAUACAGCUUUGGAAUUGUCCUCUGGGAGAUCGCCACUGGGAAGAGCCCAUUUGAAGGUUGUGAUUCCAAGAAGAUCUACCAGCUGGUGGCUGAGUCUCGGCACCGGGAGCCAGUGGGCGAAGAUUGCCCUUCACAGUUGCGGGAGAUCGUUGAUGAUUGCCGUGCCUAUGAACCCUCCAGGAGGCCCUCUGUUAAAGAAAUCUUAAACAGACUGUCUUCCUUUUAUUAAGCCACGUGUUGAAACUGAAACUGUCCCUGAACAAGGAGUUGGAAGAACACGAGCUGGGCAUCUUUUUCUCUCAAAUCCUUCAGCAUGGAUUUAUUUAUGGAUACAGGGGGGCAGCACUUCUCUGUUACAAAUAGAAAACAACUCCCGUAAUCCAUGCCACUCCCAAUGAUACUGUCAAAAGUACACCUUUGAUAAUAACUCUGAUAGUUUUACAAAAAUGUGUCUCUCUCUGGAUCCAAACCUCUUGGGAUUGUGACUUAGCAGCCCCUCCCAUCAGGAAGUCGAAUCUAGGGCUUUCCUGGUGGGCUCAGUAGUAAAGAAUCCACCUGCCAAUGCAGGAGACAUGGGUUUGAUCCCUAGCCUGGGAAAAUCCCACAUGCCACAGUACUAAGCCUGUGCACCACAACUAUUGAGCCUGCGCUCUAGAGCCUGGGAGCCACAACCACUGAGCCCAACUGCUAAAGCCCACCCACCCUAGAGGCCGUGCUUUGCAACAAGAGAAGCCACUGCAAUGAGAAGCCCGCUCACUGCAACGAAGAGUAGCCUCCACUCAUUGCAACUAGAGGAAAGACCUGCGCAGCAAUGAAGACCCAUCACAGCUAAAAAUUAAAAAAUAACCAACUUUUUUUUAAAAAAAGAAGUAGAAUCUACAUCCCCACCACUUGAACCUGGGCUGGUAUUGUAACUGGCUUUGACCAACAGAAUGUCGAAGUGGUGGUGUUUUGGUUCCAAGCCCAGGCUUCGAGAGGCCUUACAAACUUCCACCCCGUCUCUUGGAGCCCUCCCCUGCCAGGAGCAAGCUGCGCAAGGGUGCUGGAGAAGGAGAGGCUACAUGGAGCCGUCUGUCACAGAGAUGAAUCCAUUUGAGACCAGAAGAACCGCACAGCAGAAGCAGCCCAGACGGCCCAUUUACAAAACCAUGAGCUAAAUAAAUGGCUGUGGUCUUAGCCACUAAGUUCCAGGGUGAACUGUGACAGCAGUAAACAGCUGGGCAAAGAUUGAUCCUUCCUCUUUCCCACUGAACUAAGUACAGAAUCCCCCUUUGGAUCCCCAAGGCCUUUUAUCUCUGACGCCAACCUGAUCUCCAGUAUCUGGUCCCAGAGUGCUCCCGCCAGAGACUGCAAACUCUAAUACCUGUGAGGUCUAGUGGGAGCCUAAAAAGUGAGUUGAGCCUGAAGGAGAGACUUCGGGGAACAGGUGAACUCUGUGAAGAAAGGGCAGCCUCUGCUCAGCUGCAGCCUGUUUUUAUCAUAUAGGAACAGGACCCCAGUGUUUCCAGAGCCAUCCACUUUGUCACAUUUUUGGUAAAUUGUCCAUCUUUUUAAAGAUUGGCACUUCAUUAAAAAUUAUUUUUAUGCUGUACAGGACAAACUAAAUAUAUUAGCCUAAGAGUUCUCAGAAACCCAUGUCUCCUGGAUGUAACCUGUUUGUUCUGAAUUUUUUUACACCUUUGCUCUUGGUAAGGUGACCUCUACUUGUCACUGCUUUUCUUUCCACCUGAACUCAUCCCAAAUCAUUCAACAGCAAUGUGCUGGGCAUUGUUCCAAUUACUGAGGAGACAACAAUAGGUGGGGGCAGGCAGGGAGAGGAGUCAAUUGGGAGCUUGGGAUGAACAUACAUAAGACAGAUAACCAACAAGGACCUACUCGAUAGCACAGGGGACUCUAUUCAAUAUUCUGUGAUAGCCUAUAUGAGAAAAGAAUCUAAAAAAGGAGGAAUAUAUUUACAUGCGUAAGUGGAUCACUCUGCUGUACGCCUGAAACUAACACAACUAUAGUUCCAUAAAAUUAAAUUAAAAAAAAAAUAGGCAAAAUAAAUUGGAGCUUAUAAUCUGGGGAAUAAAAUUGUGGUUCAUUUCUAUUCCUUUUUAUCUUUUAUUUAUUCUUGAUGUUUUUAAACCUAGAACAUUUUUAAGUUAAAAAAGAGUCAACCAGGACAGGUUGAACACUGAGGCUUUUCUUGAGCUAAUCAUCGGGUAGUGCUAUUUUCAUCUUUGAAAUCUUUUGUUCUCUGUGGCUAUAGGGGCUACAGCGUAAGUUCUCCCUUAUAGGUUAUACAUGCUCUGGCAGAUCCACCUGCAGAGGCGGAUUCACUGUAAAAGUAUUAGUAAUAAAGCUUAAUCUUCAGGGACCCCUGACUCGCACAAGACAGCUUCCAAAGCCCUAUACCUAAUUUUUUCCUCAACAUUUAUAAAUAUAAAAAUUUUCAAAUACUCAGAAAUGUCAGUAGAGUUAUGCUCUGAACAUCUGAAUAGUCACCACCUAGAUUCUACACCUAACAAUUCACCAUAUUUUAUCACAUACUUAUCAAUUUAGCCUUUCUUCUUCUUACUGUUGAUCUAUCCUUACUUUUUAUGCAUUUAGAAGAAAAUUUCAAACAUCAACACAAUUCAUCACUAAACAUUUCAGCAUUUAUAUUAUUAACUGCAGUUCAAUAUUUGUUUACAGGGUGGUGGUGGUUGUUUGUUUGUUUGAUGGGGGAAGGUAAUGUUUCCAUGUUGUGAAAUACACAAAUCCUAAAUAUACCAUUUGAUGAGAUUAAUAAAUUCAUACAGAUGACUGAUCCAGACCCCCAUCAAGAUGACAAACAUUACCAUCAUGCCCCAAAGUCCUAUUAUGUGCAUACAGUCAAACCCCCUCUUCACUCCUGCCCUGCAAUUCUGAUUUAAAUGGCAUUUUUGAGGUAUAAUUGUCCCACAGUGGAUUACACGUUUCACAUGUGUGAUUUGAUGUUUUGACAUAUAUAUGCACCACCACAAUCAAGAUAAUGGACAUGUGCAUCCCUUCCCAAAGCUUCUUCGUGCUCCUUUAUAAUCACUCCCUCCCACCACCCUACCACCCCCAUUUCCCUAGGCAACCACUGACCUGCUUUCUAUCAUUACUGAUUAGUUUGUGUUUUAAAAUUUUAUAUAAAUGUAAUCAUAUGAUAUAUGAUAAAUUUGCCUUCUUUCAGUAUAACUUUUGAGAUUCAUCCAUGUAAUCACAUGUAUCCUUAAUUUAUUCCUUUUCUAGCUGAAAAAUAGUUGAAAACUAUGGCAAUGUAUGAGUGUAACCAUUUAUUUAUCCUUUGAUCUGCUGAUGAACAUUUGAGUUGUUUAUAAUUUUUGGCUAUUACAGAUAAAGAUGCUAUUGAUUUUUA